Messenger RNA from Procambarus clarkii (red swamp crayfish), 1534 nucleotides. The record is from RefSeq and is a predicted model, not a curated record. NCBI's taxonomy places the organism in Eukaryota, Metazoa, Arthropoda, Malacostraca, Decapoda, Cambaridae.
CAAAACAAACUAAUGCCAGCACUGAGAGUUCUGAUGACACUACCGAUUACUGUAAACGUGCUUCUCUAUGGUCACUACUUUUACAGAAAUGACGAUGACGAUCUUUCGAACAUAUACUUAGAAACAUUGACAGCUCCUGGCAGUAGCUGUACCUUGGAGCAGUUUGUGGGUCGAUUGUCUGAGGCAGCCAUACCCCACUUGCCUCCCACCCUCCGGAGCCUCGCCCUGCGCCUCACACUGCAGGAACUGCCCGUCCUCACACAUCGCUUGCAAGAUCUUCGCAGAGUCAAUAAACUAAGUAUUAUCGUGGAAGCUACGGGCCACGAGGACCUGGCCACCUUGCCCAGUCUGCAAUAUAGGGGAUGUGGACUCGAACUGACAAUCGUCUGCAGCUUCACCGAUUACAGCCCCGACCUCGACUGGUGUUGUCGUCUGGCUCGGCAACUUUGUCCUCGCACCAGCACCAGAAUUUUCUCGUACCCUUUUCUGAACUUCUGCGGCACUGACAUCACCAGUGUGGGCGUGGUCAAACUUCUGAGAGGACUUGACCGUGAGGGCGUCACCACCAACAACCUCUUAGUGGAGGUCACAGACUAUCUCUCCCUGGAAGAAGAUCAUCGCCUAAGAGAUCUGGCACUAAAGUUCGGAAUUCUGGGUUUUCAAGUCACUUGGACUGGAAGAAGAAGAAGAAGAAGAAGAAGAACCGACUAACUCACGAAGACACUCUUCCGAUACUCUAGACCUCUUGGAGCUGAAUGUUUGUGUCUGCUGUUACAAAUUUGACUCUGUAAUUAUGUCUUAAAUGAGUUGUAAGAAGUUAGAAGUUUGAAUGAAUUUCAACGUGUUUUCUACAUUAAUGAGUUGUAAAUUACUGGUGGUGCAAAUAUGCUCUUACAGUGUUCUGGACCUCUGACCUGUAAUCAUUGAAAUGAUAAUAUUUUCUUCCUCGUCAUGCUAAUAUACCCACGACUUGCAAACUUUCCAACAGCUACUGUAAAUUAUAUUACUGCUAAAUUCAUGAUUGAUAUAGAUAAAAGUCAAUAUUGGAGAAUCAUGUAGUCAUGAUAUAUAUAUAUAUAUGGUUACUCGCAAUCAGUAUCAGGAAGAUUAAAUAUAAAUAAAACUUCGCAAAGUUUCCUUCAUAUAUUAAUGAAGGAAUGGUUCUUAGUGCCACUGAACUUCAAUUAGAUUUUGGAUAAUGUGAUCGGAAUAAGAUAUUCUAACUAUGCAAAGCUCGUUGGGAUGUUGAAUCAGUACUUAAGUAUUUCAAUAACACGAACACGGAUCAGGUCAAGAGUGCACAAUUACAGAUGUUUAAAGCAAUGCCACAACAUCACAACACAACCACCUGCGCCCAAGCUUCCAACACAAAUAAUUUUAUGGCAAUGGGUCGUCACAAUCUAUUCAGGCCUUCUUGAGGUUAUCUUGAGAUGAUUUCGGGGCUUGAGUGUCAUCGCGGCCCGGUCCUCGACCAGGCCUCCACCCCCAGGAAGCAGCCCGUGACAGCUGACUAACACCCAGGUACCUAUUUUAC